Messenger RNA from Stegastes partitus (bicolor damselfish), 2179 nucleotides. RefSeq names its product cytochrome P450 2J2-like. The record is from RefSeq and is a predicted model, not a curated record. Gene Ontology annotation, biological process: xenobiotic metabolic process. Gene Ontology annotation, cellular component: cytoplasm; intracellular membrane-bounded organelle. Gene Ontology annotation, molecular function: oxidoreductase activity, acting on paired donors, with incorporation or reduction of molecular oxygen, reduced flavin or flavoprotein as one donor, and incorporation of one atom of oxygen; iron ion binding; heme binding. The transcript is spliced from 9 exons. The coding region runs from base 39 to 1514 and encodes 491 amino acids. Lineage: Eukaryota; Metazoa; Chordata; Actinopteri; Pomacentridae.
CUGUGGUUUCUCAGAGGGCAUUUUGAAAUAUUUUCAUCAUGAUUUUUCAGGCUCUUUUUGAUUCAAUGCACUUCAGUGGUUGGCUGCUGUUUGGUUUUGCGUUGCUGCUUUUGACUGAUGUGAUAAGAAGCUGGAGGCCUCCUAACUUUCCACCUGGACCCUGGGCUGUGCCUUUUCUAGGAAACAUCUUCACUGGAGCUGACAACCAAACAAUGAAGAAGCUGGCUCAGGAGUACGGCCCUGUGUUCAGCCUGAGGAAAGGCAGUGAGAGGUUGGUGUUUAUUUCAGGAUACAAGAUGGUCAAAGAGGCUCUUCUCAACCAGCUGGACAGCUUUGCGGAUCGACCAGUUGUCCCUCUCUUCAAUGAUAUCUUUCAUGGCCUUGGUAUAAGUCUGAGCAACGGUUACCUGUGGAAGAAGCAGAGGAAGUUUGCCAACACUCACCUGCGUUACUUUGGAGAGGGCCAGAAGUCACUGGAAAAAUAUAUUGAAGUAGAGAGCAACUUCCUCUGUGAGGCAUUCAAAGAUGAACAAGGACGACCAUUCAACCCCCACUACACCCUAACAAAUGCAGUGAGUAACAUCAUCUCCGCCGUGGUCUUUGGACACCGCUUCGAAUACAGCGAUCAAAGCUUUCGCAGCUUUCUACAGUUGGACAAUGACACAAUUGCACUAGCUGGCCCAGCUCAGCUGUAUGAUGCCUUCCCUGGCUUGUUUAAGUAUCUGCCAGGACCUCACCAGACUGUACACGCCAACUACAGGGUGAUCUUGAAUUUCUUGAGGAAGGAAAUAGAAAAACACCAGGAGGAGUGGAACCCCGAUGACCCUCGUGAUUAUAUCGAUAUGUACCUGGCAGAAAUGGAGAAGAAAAAAGAGGAUCCCCAGGCUGGCUUCAACACUGAAAAUCUGCUGGCUUGCACUCUUGACCUGAUAGAGGCUGGGACAGAAACAACUGCCAACACUUUACGCUGGGGCCUUGUAUACAUGAUGAACUACCCAGAGAUACAGGAGAAAGUCCAGGCAGAGAUAGACAGAGUGAUCGGACAGUCUCGUCAGCCCACAAUGGCCGACAGACCCAACCUGCCCUACACUGAGGCCGUCAUCCAUGAGACCCAGAGGUUGGGGAAUAUUGUUCCCUUGGGUUUACCCAGAAUGGCCACAAAAGACACUACACUGGGAGAAUACUUAAUUCCCAAGGGAACAUCUGUUACUAUGAUCCUUGGGUCUGUGCUGUUCGAUAAGAAUGAGUGGGCGACUCCUGAUAUCUUCAAUCCUGAGCAUUUCUUGGAUUCAAAGGGCCAGUUCCUCCGAAAAGAUGCCUUCUUACCAUUUUCAGCAGGUAAACGAGUGUGUAUCGGGGAACACAUGGCCAAAUUGGAGUUGUUCCUUUUCUUUACGUCUCUCCUCCAACGCUUCACCUUCUCUCCUGUUCCUGGAGAAAUGCCCAGUGUGGAGGGUGUUCAUGGAUUCACGUAUACUCCCAAAGAGUUCAGAAUGCUGGCUGUGCCUCGCUGAUGUCAUCCAAACCAAACACAAGCAUCAAAGAGUGCGUGUUUCAUGUGGAACAUAUUAAAAACCAAUUAUCUUCAAUAAAGCAAUAACAUGAUGAUUAUUUAUCUGACCUGCAACUGAGAAAUGUUUUGUAUAAUACAAGAUGUUAACAGUUUAACUCCAAAUGUCAAGAAAAAACAAGAUUGUUAAGAUUCCCUGUCAGGAGGCUUGUCUUCUGUUUAAAGACCAAAACAGCAAGCCCAGUUACACCUAUUGGUUCACAAUAGUCCUUGGAAAACACUUUGGCACAACAUCUACUGUUUUAAAUUUGCUAUAUAAGUAAUGGUGACUUGACUUGACUUGUGCAGCCAUGCUACAGCUACAAAAGUGUUUUCAGGCUAUUACCUCUAUACAUUUCUUCCGCACCUCCUAAGUUUGGUGAAGUUCGGUGAAUACAUUGGAAAACAGAACCGAAAACACCAGUCUGAAAGUAAGGGAAUUUAAUAUAUUAUGUACUGACAGCAUCUAUCAUUUAUUCCACAACCGUGUAUUUGCAGGUUAUCAGAUAAGUUAAUGUCACAAUCAUGAACAUGUACAAUAAUGUGUUAAUGAAUAAUCCAUUAUCAUUUAUAUUAGAUUAUGCAUUGGCUCCACAUGACUUCAAUAAAAGUGUUGUUCUUAGAGGGAUA